UAAAUAUGCCUUGGUGGAUUCGAACGUCUCACAAAAAGGGGAUUCGCGAGGAUCUUUUAUGCGAUUGCGAGCAAGGUGCCAUGGCCGCCUACUACUGAUGCUUCUGUUCCUUGGGAUCGCCCACAGGCUUCUACUGUUCCAUCGUCUCCCCUCUCCGAGCCCGGCUCUGUUCAGAAGAAGCGCCAUGUCUGGAUCCCAUUUCAGCACGCCCCGGAUGGUGGUCAAGAGGGUCCUGGCCAAGCAACAGCACGAGGGCCAGGGUGCUGUCGUCCGCAGAAGCAUUGGCAGGAAUGAAUUGAGGAACUUGGACCCCUUUCUCAUGCUGGAUGAGUUCUCAGUGUCUCCUCCAGCUGGGUUUCCUGAUCAUCCACACAGAGGGUUCGAAACAGUCACUUACAUGCUGCAGGGUGCCUUCACUCAUCAAGAUUUCGCCGGGAACAGGGGAACCAUACGAACAGGCGAUGUGCAGUGGAUGACGGCAGGAAGAGGGAUCAUCCAUUCGGAGAUGCCUGCAGCAGAAGGAGUGAAUAAGGGGCUCCAGCUUUGGAUUAAUCUCUCCUCCAGAGACAAAAUGAUCGAGCCGCGGUAUCAAGAAUUGCUUUGUGAGGACAUAGGCACGGCAGAGGAUGAUGGGGUCGAAGUGCGGGUGAUCGCAGGAGAAGCAAUGGGAGUGAGAUCUCCGGUCUACACGAGAACUCCGACCAUGUACCUCGAUUAUACUCUCAAGCCAGGAGCGAGAAUGAAUCAGAGCAUUCCCGAGUCGUGGACUGCUUUUGUGUACAUCGUGGAAGGCGAGGGUGUUUUCGGCUCCGGCGACUCGUCUCCAGUGCCGGCGCACAACUUACUGGUUUUAGGUCCUGGGGACGGGGUGAGCGUGGGGAACGAGUCCUCGAAGCCGUUGAGAUUCUUGUUGAUUGGCGGGCAGCCGCUGAAUGAGCCGGUGGUCCAGCACGGGCCAUUCGUGAUGAACACGCCCGCUCAAAUCGAUCAAGCCAUGGACGACUAUCAACAUGGCAAGAACGGGUUUGAAAUGGCCAAGUACUGGACGUCUCGAUCAGUGGGUUGAAAUUGGAAAAAGAUCCCAAAAAUCAUGCUAAGGCAAAAAAAGAUUUAAGAGGAAAUAAAAACAGCACUCACUCUCUCUCUCUCUCUCUCUCUCUCUCUCUCUCUCGUCCUAAAGUGUCAUUGUCUCUGCCCACAGAGAGCAGAAGUUGGGAAAGGAAAGAUGCGUUCCUGAUUGGAGCAAAAGGCUUCUAGAAGAUUAAAGUGCAGAUGAUGCAGCAAAUCUUAAGUGAUCAUUUGAGUCAUGAUGGAUCAAACCUCAUUUUGGUUAAGAAUAUACCUCCUUUUCUUCU
Rhodamnia argentea is the source of this 1355-nucleotide messenger RNA. RefSeq names its product pirin-like protein. The record is from RefSeq and is a predicted model, not a curated record. Bases 59 to 1066 code for a protein of 335 amino acids. The transcript is spliced from 7 exons. Lineage: Eukaryota; Viridiplantae; Streptophyta; Magnoliopsida; Myrtales; Myrtaceae.